Anoplophora glabripennis (Asian longhorned beetle) is the source of this 1038-nucleotide messenger RNA. RefSeq names its product LIM homeobox transcription factor 1-alpha. Gene Ontology annotation, biological process: regulation of transcription by RNA polymerase II; neuron differentiation. The coding region runs from base 1 to 1038 and encodes 345 amino acids. The transcript has 6 exons. Lineage: Eukaryota; Metazoa; Arthropoda; Insecta; Coleoptera; Cerambycidae. Gene Ontology annotation, molecular function: RNA polymerase II transcription regulatory region sequence-specific DNA binding; DNA-binding transcription factor activity, RNA polymerase II-specific. The record is from RefSeq and is a predicted model, not a curated record. Gene Ontology annotation, cellular component: nucleus.
AUGUGCUGCAGGCCCAUAAACGACCGUUUCCUCCUGAGGAUUAUGGAUGUGUCCUACCACGAGCACUGCGUACAGUGCUGUGCAUGUGGAGACCUCCUUCAUCACACCUGUUUCGUCAAGGACUCCAAGCUGUACUGUAGAAUAGACUAUGACAGACUCUUCAUCAAAAAAUGCCUGGGCUGCUCAGAAAGGGUAUCACCAGAAGAACUAGUAAUGCGAGCCAGUGACAACAUAUUCCACCUGCGGUGUUUCGUUUGUGUCGUAUGUGGAAUCCGCCUUCAGAAGGGCGAUCUUUACGUCAUUAAGCAAGGACAGCUUUUCUGCAGGAUAGACUACGAGAAAGAAGUAGAGAUGAUGCAGGGGUUUGGAUAUGGCGAAUUCAUUUGCGAUGACCUUCUACAAACUAGUCGAUCCCACGAUGGUCGUAGGGGUCCUAAGAGACCGCGGACGAUUCUGACGACCCAACAAAGAAGGGCCUUCAAAGCUUCUUUUGAGGUCAGCCCGAAACCUUGUCGAAAAGUUCGAGAAACCCUAGCCAAGGAUACGGGUUUAAGCGUCCGAAUAGUUCAGGUCUGGUUUCAAAACCAACGCGCUAAAAUGAAGAAGAUGCAAAAGAAAGCGAGGCAGGAUAACAAAGCGCCCAAGGAUCCGGAAAAUGAUGAGAAGAAAUUGAAUGUCAAAGAGGAGGAACAAAGUACCGACGCAGAGACUACCACCGACGAAACCAUACUCCAGAGUGCGAGCAAUCCACAUUUCUUGCACAUCAAAGAGGAACUUGAGAACGACAACCCCUUCUUCAAAAGCAAUAACCUGCCAAUGCACGCUUUUACAGGACUAGAAGUAAACAAAAGGCGGGAAGAAGGGUACAUGCGGAUAUCGUUUCCUACAAGUUUAGACUCCGGCCAACCGGGGAUGUUCUUGAACCCCCCCGUCGCCCACCAGAACCCCCCUCAGGCGGCGUCGGGACUCAACCCUAUCGAUCGCCUCUACUCCAUGCAGAACUCUUAUUUCUGCGGUGACGAGCAAAUGGAACCUUGA